Camellia sinensis is the source of this 1530-nucleotide messenger RNA. The record is from RefSeq and is a predicted model, not a curated record. NCBI's taxonomy places the organism in Eukaryota, Viridiplantae, Streptophyta, Magnoliopsida, Ericales, Theaceae.
AUGUUGGUAUUUUGUUUUUCAGGUAAACAGUCAGAGAAUCCUUUGUUGUUACUUGGGAAAUACAGCGAUGAUGAGUUGGAUGAGGAAUCAAGUAAAAGACUUGACCAUGUUACUGCAGAGAAGUCCACUGCUGAAGAUGAUGAUGAACAGGUAAAGGGAUCUGUAGGCACAGAAAAUGAAGAUAUGGAAAACAAUGCAAGCAUGGAGCUUGAUGCUGACAAGGAAAAACGACAUGACCUAGAAACAGGUUCUGUUUCACCAGAUCCUUUGCAGAACAGAGAGGACAAUGACGUUAGAGAAAUUGAUUCUGCUGUCACAGCUGAUUUGUGCAAAGUUGUUUCAACGGAAGAAGCAUCUAUUCCAGGAACUUCUGAUGUACACUUAACCGGUGAUGUGAUUUCAAGUUGGAAGGUUGUGUUGCAUGAAGAAAGCAAUCAAUAUUACUACUGGAAUACUGUGACAGGGGAAACUUCAUGGGUAGUUCCUGAUCUGUUGGCUCAGGGAACUGAAUUGACGGGUGAGCAGAAAACUGCUCCUGAUACUGAAGUAAGAAACGGUCCUCUUGGUGGGACACAUGAACCAAAUUCCACUUUAGACUUGGAAUUGGAUGAUUCUGUAACAGUGCAUCCUAAUAAUCACUGUAAAGCAGGCAAUGUAAUCCAUGAAACUCGAGAAAUUGAUGAGCCCGAGGCCCAGAUAGAGGAUCAGAAUGAUGGAUUUAAAGAUAAAGGUUUAGAAGAUAAAAGGCCAGGUUCUGAUGCUAACCAAACUGAGACGAAAAAUAGCUCCAAUGCAGCCCUUGCCCUGUAUCAUAAAAUUUCUUCACUUGGGGACAGUGUUUCUUCCCAGGACUUGGGUGAUACUCUCUUGUGCAAUGGGGAUGCCACAGAUGCUGAUCAAUCCAUGGUUCAUGAAGAAGAUGACACGGAGAAUGACCUUAGUUUUUUAGUUCUGAAGCAUAGUGAGCAUUUAUUGGAGAGAUUAAAAUCACUGAAAGGUUCCAAGAGCCACAUGCAAGGGCAUGAAUGGAUAUCAAAGUUUCUUUUGGAAGUUGAGAUUAGGCUUUCUGACAUCAAGUCACUUUUACCUUUUGGAUCAUCCUUGUUACCUUUCUGGGUGCACUGCGAGAGGCACCUUAAAGAGCUAGAAGGUGUCAUUGACAAUGAAGUUUCCCAACUUUUUAAAUCUGCUGAUUCUACCAAAAUACACGAUGCUGAAGCACCACAUAAUUCAUGGGAAAGUGAGGGGAAUGAGAUUGAUGCAGAUGGAAAUGAAAAGAAAGUAGUUUCUUCUUCUUUUGAUCUCCCCUCUGCGGAUGUUUAUGUAACAGAGUCGCAGAAAGAUUCAAAAAAUGAAGUUGCCAAUAAUGAUGUUCUCCAAGCUGAACAUGUUUCUGUAAUUGAUUAUCCCACAGCUCAUUCAGGCAGUGGUGUUGCAGGGAGCAGUGGAGUUCAUGGAGUUGCACAACCAACUGAAUUAACUUCCAAUGUUGUACUCCAUAGUGGGGAAUGUUAGUAUAUAUUAGUAUAU